This is a messenger RNA of Dreissena polymorpha, 1962 nucleotides long. RefSeq lists its product as uncharacterized. The record is from RefSeq and is a predicted model, not a curated record. The transcript is spliced from 11 exons. Gene Ontology annotation, molecular function: guanylate cyclase activity; peptide receptor activity. The coding region runs from base 1 to 1962 and encodes 653 amino acids. Lineage: Eukaryota; Metazoa; Mollusca; Bivalvia; Myida; Dreissenidae. Gene Ontology annotation, biological process: cGMP biosynthetic process; intracellular signal transduction; receptor guanylyl cyclase signaling pathway.
AUGAGUAACUAUAAUAACACCAAUCACACGAACCCUGCCCCUGACACCGGUUUUUCGUGGAAGACCACGUCCAGGACUGGAUGUUCAUACACAAUCACUGAACCAGACGUGGAUACUUCGCUCUGCGGCCGCGGAGGGUCACUUAAAGAGCGCCGUUGUCAGCUGUUUAAAUUGACCACGUUGGCCAUUUUACCCGGCAUAAUUCUCAUCGUCCGCGAUGCGGUGAAGGUGGCAAAUGAUGUGAAGACUGUACAACAAAACCGCGAGGUCCAGGACAGUAUUCGGUUCAGCGUUGAGAUCAGUGCUGUUGUUCACGCCAUGCAGAUAGAGCGGGGGACCACGGCCCUCUACGUGUCCUCCAAGGGCGAUCCCUUUGUACGUCCGCGUCUCCUCAACUUUUACCGCGACACAGACAUUGCCCUUGGCGGCCUGUCAAAAUGGAUCAGCAUCGACUCGAGCGCAUUCUUUCAGACGAAGGCAACUUUUCAGCGCCAUAUAAGCGACUUCAGAUCCGACCUCGACCCCCUAAACGCAACCCUUCGGCAAGUUAUAAACUUUUACAGCGAUCACAUCGCAAUAUUCAUUGCAAUGAUUGGACGGAGUUUGAACCUGCGUAAGCCGUUGAACUUUUGGGUGGAAUUGGCAUCCUAUCAGAACCUGAUCUUGAGUAAGGAACAGGCCGGCACAGAAAGGGCAUUGGGAAGCACCUACUUUACACGAGGUCAACUUCCAGGCGAUGACCUCUUGUGGUACAACGAAAAGCGCGUUCUUGGAUCUUACUUCCUGCAGCAGAGCCGCCAGUACUCCGAGUUCACAGACUCAAGAAUAGAGUCCAUGUAUGACGGUACUGAUCUGAUGACCAGAAUCACCUUGAUGCAGCGACAGAUUCUAGACAACGCAGUCAUGACGCCUUCUGUGGUGGCUGGGGCUGUCUGGUUUGACAAUAUGACGGAAUAUAUAAAUAUCCUGAAAAGUGUGCACGACAGUCUUGCAAAUAGAAUCGUACAUGAAGCUGAAGAUGAAAACUCAUCUGUAAACGAAGCUUUAACGAUAAGCGCAGUGGAGUUCGCCGUCGCUAUAGUGAUAGUGCCCAUCAUCAUCAUCUUGGUCCGCAACAUAAUCAGAAAGAUACAUAAUUUUUCGCAAGAAUUAAAGGAGAAAACCUGUGAGCUCGAGGCGGAGAGACUGCGAACUGAAGAGCUUCUGUACCAGCUCUUACCAAGAACGGUUGCUAAGCGACUCAUGAAAGAUGGGAGCACCUUGCCAGAGUCAUAUAAUUCCGCGACCAUUAUGUUUUCAGAUGUUGUUGGAUUUACUACCAUUUCAAGUUCAAUAACUCCGAUGCAAGUGGUGAACUUGUUGAAUAGACUCUACAUGACCAUUGAUAAGCGGCUAGAAAACUUCGACGUUUACAAAGUUGAGACAAUUGGAGACGGCUACAUGGUAGCUUCAGGAUUACCCAACCGAAACGGCGAAAAACACGUGGCAGAGAUCGCAAAACUGUCUCUUGAUUUACUCGCAACGAUAGAAACUAUGUAUCUGCCACAUAUACAUGACCAGAAGAUCAGUUUACGGUUGGGUUUUAACACUGGACCAGUGGUAGCAGGCGUGGUUGGGUUGAAGAUGCCGCGCUAUUGCAUCUUUGGUGACACGGUUAACACCGCCUCGAGAAUGGAGUCCACAGGACUACCAUCGCGAAUACAGAUGACAGAGUCAUCUGCUGCUAAGCUCACGCAUAUCGGAGGGUUCAUCAUAACAGAAAGAGGUACAGUGGACGUAAAGGUUCUUGAUGGCUCGCUUCACUCGUUUUCUCUGUGGCUGGCCUUGGGCAACCUGGUACAGUGCAGUUGCAAGAGCACACUCACACAUUUAAUAAAAGAAGCACUUGAUUACUGCGUCCACCGGACAAAGUUUCCAAAAGCCCGUAAGAACUCUGCAAGGGUCUUUCGGCCUCUUUUGUAA